AUGCCCAAAGCUGCCAAGGUCUCGCGCGCACAACCCAAUGCGGCACCGGACAACGCACCUACCACGAGCGGGAGGCUCGAGAAGCUUCGCAACAGGCGGACGGAGCUGCGUACGGAGCUGCGAUACUUCAUUGACUCGAAAUACGCCCUCAUUGUCGGAGACGACUUCGCCGGCCUCUGGUAUACAAUUGAGGACUACGCCGAGACGAACGUGAUCUUCUACGGGUGGAAGGUGAUCGGCUGGCCGAGCUGGAUUCCCUUCCGGAACCUCAGCGACGUCGGAGGCUGCAAGAUCUUGAGCGAGCUGCUUGAUCUCUGGAAGAAGGAGUCCAUCACCUUCGCUCCUGCCACGGACCUCGACAAGCACCAGGCCGCCCUCGACCCGACUCUUGUCGCCCCGGGCAAGGGCUUCGUCCACCGCAAGACCUCGGGUGGACGGAAUGACAUUGGCCGGUCGCGCUACCGUUGGAAGACGAUGCCGGAGGGCGGGGCGUUGCGUCGGCCGAAGGACGGCCCGAAGAGCUCGAAGGUCGUCGAGUCAGACGACGAGGAUGAUGCGCAGGUGAACACUCGGCCGCUUCGACUGCAGCCGCUGCCGCUCUUGCCUCCCUUCGCGCCUGGUUCGUUUUCUGUAACCAGCUCAUCUGCAGCAACUCGCGAGGAGCCGGAGUCGGAGAUCGAGGACUUUUCGGACGACGAGUAG
Molecule: messenger RNA, 702 nt
Organism: Trametes versicolor FP-101664 SS1
Lineage: Eukaryota; Fungi; Basidiomycota; Agaricomycetes; Polyporales; Polyporaceae
Exons: 2
Coding region: 1-702 (233 amino acids)
Source: RefSeq, a predicted model, not a curated record